Molecule: messenger RNA, 3508 nt
Organism: Portunus trituberculatus (swimming crab)
Lineage: Eukaryota; Metazoa; Arthropoda; Malacostraca; Decapoda; Portunidae
Exons: 8
Coding region: 371-1849 (492 amino acids)
Source: RefSeq, a predicted model, not a curated record
CUCUGGCAACGAGACACAGGCAGGAGUCAGUAUGCCUUCAUCUGCUGCGAAGGGAGGGUGUGUGCGCAAGUGUGUAGCGGUGUGUUGACGCAUGUUAUUCCAUGUCUCGGAGAAUGCAGUGAGGAACAUGUGCACGACGCCACGCCAGUGCACGCCAGCAAGGAAUACUGCCCCCCAGUGUGUGGCGCGCGGUGCACUGCUGUUGUGGCCGGGGAAAAGUUGUAAUUUUACAGAAUUGGAUAACUUUUAACACCACGAGAGAAGUUCACCUUGCCAAACACCUGGUGACAUCCUGCGGCACCCACAGGCGCGGCGGAGGGACCUUCCUGGCGGGCUGGACGCUGACACCAGGUGGAAGAUGUGAGGGGUGAUGUCCUCCGCUGCCCCUCGCUCAUGCCUCAAGCCGCCCCCCAGGAACCCGUGGGUGGCUGAUGACGGCGGCGAGAGCAGCACUUCCUCUAGUCAGCACCAGCAGCAGCAACAACAGCAACAGCAGCAGCAGACGAACCAUCAGCAGCAGAACAAUCAGCAGCAGCAGCAGCAACAGCAGCAGGUGGUGCUGAGUGAGGCCCAGCGGCCCCAUGAAGCGCUGGCCCACCAGUAUGCCACGCCCUACCAGCCCGGGGCGACCCACCCCGCGGUGCGCCCUGCUCUCAGCACUGCCCCGGGCCACAGCAGCGCCCAUAGCGUCAGCGGGCACCCGGUGGUGAGUGUGGCCAGGGCGGGACACUCCGUCCACGGCGUGGUGCAUUCCCACACCGCCCACUCUCUGCACGCCCACGCCCACGCCAGGCCGCUGCCCAAUGCCGCCCACUCCGUGCACUCAGUGCCGGGGUCACUGCAGCAGCCCUGGGUGGAGCCGCAGCUACUGUGGAGCACACCCGCACUGCAGGGUGUGGGCGGCGUACCGGGAGGCGUGUUCACGGUGGGCGGCGGAGGUACGGAGGGAUCAUGCACCGUGCUGCCGCCUGGCGUGUACGGCCAAACCCACGCCCUGCACGCCAUGCACCACCUCCCCCCACAGGGUGGAGGUUCCAGCGGGCAGACUUCCACUACAGGAGGAGGCUGGAGUCACCCCCUGCCAGGCGCGGCACACCAGAAUAAUGCAGGCGGAGCGGCGUCUGGCUGGGGCGCGGGCGUGGGCGUGCGGGCAUCUGGCGGGGUGGUGGAAGGAUCCCGUUGCGAGAUGUGCCACUACUACUGCUUUAGGGCGGCGCAGGCGGUGUUCGUGGCGGGCAUUGUGACGGGCUUCUCCCUCCUGGUGGCCGGCGGGGUCUUCCACAGGCAGCACGUGGAGCACCUUCAGGUGCUGGUGUACAUCGGCGCCCUGGUGUCCCUGGUGUGCGUGGUGCUUCUGGUGAUAUUUUGUGCCAUGAACAAGGACCACAGGACUAGACGGAGCGGUGCCUUGCGUUUCUCUGGGCCGCAGGUGGUGGUGGGGGACCCUGAGGCCGUGCCCCUCAGGGCCAUAGAGGCCGCCAACACCGUGGUGGUGCCCAGCGAGGCGUCCCACGGGGCCAGAACGGCGGAGAGCGGCUCCAGCAUGGACAUGUUGCACCACAGCAACCACAGCUCGUGCCUCGUGGGGCCCCCGCCCACCAGCCACGCCUGCCUCGCGGCACAACCCGCCCACACCCAGCCGCUCUGCUACUCCGGUGCGCCCGCACACCCAGCGGCGCCGGGCAUGGUGGGCGUGACCGCCGCCAACCACUCCCACCAAAACUCAUCAGAGGCGGCACAUCACGUGCAGCAAGGUAGACAGAGGAUCGAGGAAGACGUGGAGGGCAGCCGAUACAACAGGAUCUGGAAGCAGCCUAACAUGUCCUCUUCUGAAGCCUCCAAGUUGUGAAGCCUAGUGUUCUCUCGUUCUCCUCGCCCUCUGGCCCGUAUUCUGAUAUGCUUUGUUCUCACCAUCACGGCUUUCCAAGGGCUCCAGUUGAAGAUGCUCAUGAAACUACCCCAGAACUCAUCCCAUGAAUAAAAAAAAAGAAAUAAAAAGAAAUGAGCAAAAGAAAAAGAAAAAAGCUAAACAUUCACUUUGGCGUGGGGUCAGAGUGUAGCAUAUAGAGUACCAGAGAGUAGCAGGGUGUACCAGAGUGUAGCAGGGUGUUUUUAUCGUUCUGGGGAUGGAUUGGCAAGAUUUCUGGUUUAUUAAAAGGAGAAACUAUUGAAAACCCGGCUAGUUGUCUCUGUGGCCUUGGAAAAUUGUCGUAGUGAGAGGGAAAAGCGUUUCUGAAUACCGGCGUCUCCUACGUGGGGAAGCCUUCAUCAGCUCCCCCACCCACCACAUUGUUACUUAUCAGCGUUUGUAAAUCAUCAUUAUCAUCUUUUUUAUAACGACACAGUGGCUAGAGGCGUUUUUACUAUGGUUCACUGUUUCUCUCACUCAUCAAACGUUCUUUUCCCUAUAUUCUGCAACCCAUGAAUCUACUUUAGUGUCAAAUGUGCGUUUAUUGUUUCUCUCUCUCUCUCUUGGUGUCACAGUGAGAAAUAACGUGUGGGUUAUAUUGAAGACACUUUUCCCUUUCUAACGUGGACAUAGAAAGGAACAAAGUGUAUUGGCGUGGUGAAGGUGUUGGAGUGUGGUGUGGGAAAGAAGUUAGCAUGUGUAGGGUGUAGGAAUGAAGGAAGGAAGGACUGUCUCUAUAAACUCCUUUUCUCUUCCUUCGUUAUGGAACUAUGAAGUGUUUUGCUAUCCGUUUCUCUUCAGCCAGUCAUCCUGUUUUGGUUGCAGUCUUCACACACAACUAUGCUGUUUUCGAGGCUCGCCCAGGGAAGGUUUCGUUAUCCAAGCUAGUCAGUGAUUCGUAGCAGUUGUCUGGUUAUAUUUCUCCUUUAUCGAGAUUAUCCUGUAGUAGUUUUUAAUAGUUUAUGGUUAGUUGCUCUAUUUUUUAUGAUGAUUUGUUGUUAUGACAAUGAGGAGAUACACAUGUGAUGCAACACACACACACACACACACACACACAUUUUUUUCACGUGGGACAUUGAAAUUCGUUCACUCCUACAGACAAAAUAUAAAGUAUGCCUUUCAUUCGCAGGAGAUUUCUUUCUGCGGAACAUUCUUUAUUUGAUGUUGGGACAGUGAUGAAGGUGAGCCUAGGCCCCAGCACAGUGGUGAGGUGGUCUGUGGUGUGGGGCACUUGGCAAGCACUGUCUGGCUGUGUCUCGGUGGUUAGGUUCUGUUUACGUGCACUCCAGACUCCAGUACACAAGUACUUCCCUCACAUAUCCUAAGUGUACACAAGUGAUUUUGUCAGUACUUGUACUGUAGCUACGCGCGUCAUCACUUAUCACUACCAUCACCAUUAUUAUUUAUCAUUUCUCCUUGACAGACAUCAGUUUACUUAUAUAUUACUCUAACUAUAAGCUGCUUCUGUACAUGAAAUAUUCAUCUUUAUGCUGUCAGCGUUUUCUAAGUUUAUGAUCUAUUGUACAGUGUGUUCAUGUGCCAAAUCUUGGAAUAGAGGAGUUGUUUGCAACUUCAAUUAAUAAACAUUUGUACAAACCA